Striga asiatica is the source of this 3099-nucleotide messenger RNA. The record is from the annotation of a GenBank genome assembly. Lineage: Eukaryota; Viridiplantae; Streptophyta; Magnoliopsida; Lamiales; Orobanchaceae.
AGGAAAAGCUCCACCAGAAAAUUUCCCGUUUCACCCCUACACCAUUCGCCGUUGUAAAUAAGUAAAUAACCAAACAACGUAGGGUUCGAAGUGUUUUUCGUCACUGCACAUCGUUCUUCUUCCUUCACGAGAAAACCUGCGAAGGUCACCACCCAACCAUUACAACCGAUAUCCACAAAAGUUUUUCGGAGUAAUUCAUUGUUUGAUCACAAUUUGGGAUGAGAUAUUCCUAACCUCUUAUCGUUAAUUAUUUCCCAAUUAUCAAUUUUGAUUGAAUGUGUUCAUGUAUUUUUCCAUUAAAAGGUUCAUUAAUUUCUGAUUGUGGCAAUAAUUUGCUAAAUUGUUGGUUUCCGUUCAUAUUAAUGGUGCUUGAGAUACCCUUUUAGGCGUCGGAGUUGCUUUGCUGAGUGAUAAGCGGAUGAAUUUGCGUUUAGGGUUUUAGGGCAAUAGAAUUUUUUUGAGGGUGCAGUAAUGGAGGGAGAUAAACGGACAUUUAGGGUUGAUUUAACGAGUGAAGGAGCUUCGAAGCUUCGGGAUGCUAUCAGAGUGAAGCUCAAGGAGUUCAUGGGCGAUUACACGGACGAUACUCUCGUGGAAUAUGUGAUAGUCUUGCUAAAAAAUGGUAGAUCUAAGGAUGAAGCGAAGAGCGAGUUGAAUGUUUUUUUGGGUGAUGACAGCGAUUCUUUUGUCUCCUGGCUUUGGGAUCAUUUAGGAUCUAAUGUAAGUCUAUAUGUGCAACCACAAGGACUUCAAUCAGAAGGAGUGUCCAAGACAAAGCCGGUACCAGGGAAUGAGGCUGGAAAUACUGAGACAUAUGAGAUUCAACCUAAAGCUGAUAAAGUGAAUUCUGUCAAAUCACAUAGACACCGUAGCAAUCCUCCAUCCAAAGGGUUAGUGAGGGACAGGGAUGACAAUGAAGUCCUUCCUCAAAACAGUGUUGAUGGCAUUGAAACUUCCAAGAACGAAUGGAGGGUUCGGCCUACAAGUCAUAAGAAGAGACGGGGAGCUGAGGAGCAGCAACCUAGAAAGAGGGAAGUUUCCCAGUCAACUGUCAGUGCUCCAAGACGUCUGCUGCAGUUUGCUGUACGUGACGCCGUUGGUACUUCUAGGCCAUCCAUUGCAGCAGAGUCCUCACGCAAACGACUGAGGUCUGUGGUUUCUACAUCAACUGGGGACUUAUUGCCGGAAGAACGCCCUCAAAGAAUUCCACGUACUUUCAUAUCUGUGGCCAUUAAAGCUGCAGCAGAGGCAGUCGAGGAUGUGAGCAAAACCAGGCCUUCCCAUAAUGUGUUUGAUAGGCUUGGUCACACACCCGAUGUUCCAAAUACUGCUUAUGAUCAAGAAAAUGAACGUGUUGCUGAAGUGGGAGAUGGCGAUUUUGGUGUUGCAACAGAAAACUUCGACUCGGGUUAUCGUCCACAAAAUGAUGGCAGCAUGCUGCAAGCAGUGAAUAUGUCGCCUUUUCAUGAAACUAUUUUGGAUUCUGUUUUGGGAGAUGAUGGGGAAGAUUAUGAUGAUAUUGACGAUAGGGAACCAGAUGCCACAGAUGUAACGAGGUUAGGCACAUCUGGUAGAAAGUGGAUAGAUAAAUCCCUAGCAUACGAGUAUGAUGCUGCUGCUGAACCAAUUAAAGGUUUGGGUCCACCGGCAACAAGGCGCAAUCCUUCCGUUAGAAUUGCUUCAUCUGUAGGCCUGAAUACCAGGAAAGCCCAAUAUGGGGAAAGGGACGUGUCUGAGAUGGAUACUCAUAAAAGAUCACUAAGUAGUGCUACGGCAACUAAACCUGAGGUUCGGUUGUUGAAGGUGAACAGCAAUCCUACACCAGUCUCUAACGGAAAUGCAAAACCUGAUAUGAUCCAACAGCAGACUGAAAAAACUCGGGCUCCAACUGGUUUACAGAAUACUGGACCACCAACUGAUGGUGCUGAUUCACGGACCAUCUUUGUUAGCAAUGUUCAUUUUGCUGCCACCAAGGAUAGCCUUUCACGACACUUCAACAAGUUUGGAGAAGUCCUGAAAGUUAUAAUUUUAACUGAUCCGGUUACCGGACAACCAAAAGGGUCUGCCUAUAUUGAGUUUAUGAGAAAAGAAGCUGCUGAGCUUGCAUUAUCUCUAGAUGGCACCUCCUUCAUGUCUCGCCUUCUCAAGAUUGUAAGGAAAAACUCUGUUCUACCAGAAGUUGCAUCAAUUACACCACGGCCACGUGUCCUUCGGGCAUCUCCCUAUACUGUUCCGAGAUAUAGCAGAGUUCCUUUUGCUAGAGGCAUGCCCAGUAGUAUAUACAGAUCACGCGUACCUAUGAAGCCGGGGACAAGAAGCUUCCAGUGGAAGCGUGGGACUGAGUCGACUGCCAACGAGACCUCAGUUAACACCAAUUUUCCGGCACCAGCAAUUCGUGGUCUUACAUAUGUUCGUCCGGAAACUAAGGCAAAUGGGAGUUCUGGCACUGCUUAGUAAGGUUUUGCCGAGUUAUUCUUCAAUCGGGGCGAAUUUUGAAUAUCUGAUAUUAUUUUGACUUUGGUUAAAUAAGCUAGUCAAGGGCUGGAAUUGGCAUAGGUUGAGGGGUCGAACGGCGUUAAGGGGACAUUCCAGUUAAUUUUGCUAUGGUGAAUGUUAUUUGAUAAUGGGCUGUGGAGUGUGGACAGUAAUCGCUCAGCAUUUGCCUAUUCCUUUUUUUUUUUCCCCCUCCCCAAAUUUAAUGAAAUAUGGGUCCUGGAAAUGUUUUGUUGUAUGUUUGGCCACUCAUUAAGAAGAAUUGAGGGGCAAUAUCCAUUGUCUUUGCCGCGAAAGUUGCUUUAAACUCCACAAGGACUCGGAUCGUACAACCAUGAUUAUAUAUUCUUUUGAUAGGAAUGUGGAUAUUAGGCCUUUUGAUAUCUUAUUUAAGAUAUGAGUUUUAUCAUUAUUGCAUAUGUUUGGGCGACAAUACAAAUUUGUGUUUGUUGUUGAUGCAAAAGUAUGUAGACAUGAAAUAUUGCUGUCAUGAGAUAUAAGACCCGAGUUUUAUCAUUAUUGCAUAUGUUGGGUGCACAAUAUAUAUACUGUUGUGUUUGUUGAUAAUGAAAAAUAUAUAGACUUGAAAUAUUUCUGUCGUGAGCU